UUCGCUCAUUCUUUCUCUUUCCAUAAUAAUUAACUAAGGCCUUCCCUUCCAUUUCUUUUUAUCUUUUUGAGUGGUGGUGGUGGUGAAGGCGUAAAGAAUCGAAUGGCUAAAACCGGUGUAUUGAGUUUCGAUCCAACGGCCAGAGCUAGGGCGGCGGAGUUGAAGAAAGAACUCCACAGGCUGGUUAAGACCAUCGUCGACGAUGAGGAUUACAGCCUCCACUCCAUCGAUCGAGCCAGAGAUGUUCUUUCUGCUUUGAGAGCGGUUAAGUUCAAUACACGAUCGACGGCGACCGCCAUGACGUCGUCCUUGAAAUUACAUGAACCGCUGUCCUGUCCCAAACAGUUUAUGUGUCCUCUUUCUAAAAAGCUUAUGAGAGAUCCCGUUAUUUUAGCUUCAGGCCAGACAUAUGAUAGACCAUUUAUCCAGAAAUGGCUGAAAACGGGUAAUCGGACUUGCCCUCGAACCCAACAAGUUCUUUCGCACACAGUUUUAACUCCGAAUCUCCUCAUCAAUGAAUUCAUAUCACAGUGGUGUGAGAGUCAAGGAACUGAGUUUCAAAUCCCGGUUCAGUGUCGUGUUGAAGAGGGUGUAACUGAAUCAGAGCGUCACCGUUUCUUUUCUUUGCUAGAUAAGUUGUCCGCCGCCGUGCUUCCUCAACAGAAGGAAGCGGCGAAGGAACUGCGGUUGUUGACGAAGAACAUGCCUUCGUUCCGUGCCCUUUUCGGGGAAUCCGUCGACGCCAUUCCUCGACUGCUCGCCCCGCUUUCGGAAGCAAAAUCUCAAAGCGGUGUUCUUCACACUGAUCUCCAGGAAGAUGUGAUUACGACAUUGUUGAACCUUUCAAUUCAUGACAGCAAUAAGAAGCUGGUUGCCGAAACCCCGAUGGUCAUCCCUCUUAUUAUGGAAGCUCUGAGAUAUGGAACUAUUGAAACCAAGAGCAAUGCAGCUGCUGCCCUUUUCACCUUAUCUGCUCUUGAAUCCAACAAGGAACUCAUUGGGAAAUCAGGUGUUUUAAAGCCUCUGAUUGAGCUUCUCAACGAGGGGCGUCCAUUAGUGCUGAAAGAUGUUGCUUCUGCUAUAUUUAACCUAUGCAUUCUCCAUGAGAACAAGGCAAGAGCGGUGAGUGAUGGUGUUGUCAGGGUAAUUUUGAAAAUGAUAAUGGAUGGUGUGCUUGUGAACGAGUUAUUGGCUAUCCUUGCAAUGCUUUCAACACAUCAAAGGGCCGUCGAUGAAAUGGUGGAAUUCGGAGCUGUUCCUUGCUUGCUUCGAAUCGUUCGGGAAAGCACUUGCGAACGAAACAAUGAAAACUGCAUCGCGAUCCUCCACGCCAUAUGUCUUAGUGAUCGAGCCAAAUGGAAGGCAUUAAGGGAAGAGGAGAGUAGCCAUGGAACAAUAUCUAAGUUAGCUCAAGAUGGAACUUGUAGAGCCAAGAGAAAGGCUAAUGGUAUCCUUGACAGAUUGAGAAAGGCUGUUAAUAUUACCCAUACCGCAUAACCGAGUGGAAACGAUGCACCGUAAUGCAUCCCAUUUUUUUUUUGUUGUUGUAAAUUCUUGCCCUUCAUCAGAGUUUUGAUUCUCAGUUUUAAUAAGUUAACUAAACACAAAUGGAAUCUCUUUUGUUUGGUCCC
This is a messenger RNA of Hibiscus syriacus, 1631 nucleotides long. Its product is annotated as U-box domain-containing protein 9-like. Gene Ontology annotation, cellular component: nucleus; cytoplasm. The record is from RefSeq and is a predicted model, not a curated record. Gene Ontology annotation, molecular function: protein binding; ubiquitin-protein transferase activity. Lineage: Eukaryota; Viridiplantae; Streptophyta; Magnoliopsida; Malvales; Malvaceae. The coding region runs from base 103 to 1497 and encodes 464 amino acids. Gene Ontology annotation, biological process: protein ubiquitination. The transcript is spliced from 2 exons.